UCACGUAGAUCCAAUAUAUUUUUUUACGCACACACAUAUUACGAUAAUUCCUUACAUUGUAUUACAUACCAUAUAAUCUUAUUUCACAAUGUAUAUAAAGUCCAUGGUGUUGGAAGGUUUCAAAUCUUACGGCAAAAGAAUCGAAAUUACCGGUUUUGAUAAAGAAUUCAACGCUAUCACAGGAUUUAAUGGAAGUGGAAAAUCAAAUAUUCUGGACGCUAUAUGUUUUGUAUUGGGUAUUACAAAUCUCGGGCAGGUACGCGCUACAUCUUUACAAGAGCUAGUAUACAAGUCUGGUCAGGCUGGCAUACAGAAAGCAACUGUUACGAUAGUAUUUGAUAAUCGUGAUCGCGAGUCAUCUCCAAUGGGAUAUGAACAUCAUAAAGAACUUAUAAUUACCAGACAAAUAAUAAUCGGUGGAAAAAAUAAGUACUUGAUCAAUGGGUCAAACGUGCCUAAUAAAAGAGUUCAAGAUUUGUUUUGUUCGGUACAACUAAAUGUAAACAAUCCACACUUUUUGAUAAUGCAAGGUAGAAUAACAAAAGUUUUAAAUAUGAAACCAUCAGAAAUUUUAUCUAUGAUCGAGGAAGCUGCAGGAACACGUAUGUACGAGAAUAAGAAACAGACCGCGCUAAAGACUAUAGAGAAGAAAGACAAUAGACUGAAAGAAAUAAAUGAUGUUUUACAAGAAGAAAUUGCUCCAAAGUUGAAUAAACUCAAGCAGGAGAGAUCUCAAUAUAUGGAAUUCCAAAGAAUGCAAAGAGAAUUGGAACAUUACAAAAGGAUAAACAUUGCUUGGAAGUAUACCACGGCUUUAAACCACAAUGAAAAGGCGGAAAAUGAUAUACGCUUGAUUAAAAAUACAGUAAAUGAAAAAAUAAAAGAUAUUGAUAACGGGAAAGAAGAGAUCAAAGAAAUUGACGAUAAAUUAGCCAAAAUUAGUAAGAUAAGAGAUGCGGAAUUUGGGGGAAGGUUAGAAAAGUUAGAAGGUGAUUUAAAAGAUGCGGAGAAAGUACAAUUUAAAGUAGCAGCCCGAUCUAAUAGUAAUAAAGAAGACAUUAAAGCUGCAAAAAAGGCGGCAGAACAAUUGAAAAUUAAUAUUACCGAGGACGAGGAAAUGUUGCUCGUUAAAGAAAAAGAAUUUGAAAAGGUUGGUAGCUUGUUUCAACAAUUAAAAGAGGAGGAGGAAAAAGAUUCUGAGGCAUUAAUGGUUGCCCAAGAGAAAUAUCAAAAGAUCAGUUCGGGAUUGUUACAAACCGAGGACGGUGAAAAUGCGACCUUGGAACAACAAUUGAUAUGUGCCAAACAAGGUGUAACCCAAGCGCAAACAGAACUCAAACAGUCGCAAAUGACGUUGGAUCAUGCUAAAAGUCAAUUGCACGUAAAAUUAAAGGACAUGCACAAUACGGAAGGUGAAUACAUAAAGGAUAACAAAGAUCUUGAGAAGAAGGAAAAGGAGUUGAAGAAUUUGGAAAACGAAUUAAAAAAGAUCAAUUGCAAAGAGGGCCACUUGGAAGAGCUUCAAACGCAAAAACAUUCGUUAAAAUGUGAUAUAAGAUCUCUGCAAGAGAAAAUAGAUCAAUUUGAAUUGCAAUAUCCUCAACUAAGGUUUCAUUACAAAAUGCCAGAUCCCCAUUUUAAAGAGAAUUCUGUUAAGGGAUUGGUAUGUACGCUAUUAACGAUUAAAAAUAAGGAUACCGCAUACGCUUUGGACGUGGCCGCGAGCGGAAAGCUUUACAACGUAAUAGUUGAUACAGAAAAUACGAGUAAAAGAUUACUGCAACACGGUCAGCUACAACAACGUGUCACGAUUAUUCCUCUUAACAAAAUAAAUGGAAGACCAAUGGAGCAACAUAUAAUCGAAUUUGCGGAAAAUUUGGUUGGCGCCGAUAAGGUUCGAUCGGCUUUGUCGCUUAUUGAUUUUCCGGAAGAAAUCAGACCUGCGAUGACUUGGAUAUUCGGACAGAUUUUUAUAUGUAAAGAUAUGGAAACCGCAAAGAGGAUAGCUUUUCAUGAAAAAAUAAUGAAAAAGUGUGUAACCAUAGAAGGUGACAUUUUUGAUCCUGCCGGUACAUUGUCCGGUGGUGCACCAUCUAAAACAGGAUCCGUUCUCCUUAAAGUAGAAGAAUUAAAGAUAACGCAGAAUUUAUUAAAACAGAAACAGCAACGUUUGGCGGAGAUCGAAAGAGAUCUAGUGAUCGCUCAGAAGGCGGAAGAACGGUAUGCGUCGUUGAAAGAACGAUUUGAUUUGCACAAGUACGAAGUCGAAAUGGUACGGCAAAGAUUACAGCAAACGACGCAUCACAAGAUUAAGGAGGAGGUAGAAUUAUUGAAGGCAAAUAUCGACAAGUUGAUAGAACGUAUGAAUGCGGCAAAAGCUUUGGAAAGUGAUAACGAAAGAAGGACUAAGGAAUUGGAAUGUCAAUUGAAAGACGCUAUAAAUAUUCGCGAGAAGCAAUUAAAGGAAUCCGAAAAUCUAUUAACGACCCUUAAAAGGAAAGCUGAAAAGAGUCGUGCCGAGUGGCAGAAACGGGAACAGGAGUCGGAAACGCUCGAAUUGGAGAUAAAAGAGUUAAAAAAAACUAUCGAAACUGGUAGAGAACAAUUGAAUAAGGCAAACGAAAAAUCGAUCGAGCUCCAUGAAAUCGCACGUGGUUUCGAAGAGGAACUCAAGGAAAGUAAUGCCACGGUAGAGCGUUUAAAAGCUAAUGUUAAAGAGCAAAAGCAUAUUAUAAAUCAACGGAACGAGGAUAUGCAAAAGUUAAAUGCGAGAAAAGAAGAUAUCGUCAAACUAAUCAACGAGGCGGAAUUGGAAAUAAAAAAAUUAAAUCACGAGAUUAAUACGUUCAACAAUUAUUCCAAAGAUUGCAAACAAAAAGUUGUCGAACUGACAAAAAAGUAUCAAUGGAUAGAAGAGGAUAAACAAUACUUUGGCAAAGCAGGUGGUAUGUACGAUUUCAACGUUAACAAACCAGAAGAAUUGGAUCAGAAAUUACAACAAUUGCAGAUACAGUGUGAUAAGUUGAGCCGUAACGUCAAUACACGAGCGAUUAAUCUCUUGGACAAAGAGGAAGAACAGUACAAUGAUAUGGUGAAAAAGAAAAAGAUAGUUGAAAGCGAUAAAAAGAAGAUACUCGAAACGAUCAAAUAUUUAGAUGAAAAGAAAAAGGAGACACUGCUAAAAGCUUGGGAACAAGUAAAUAGAGACUUUGGUUCAAUAUUCAAUACUCUGUUACCAGGAGCUGAUGCUAAACUUUUACCUCCCGAAAAUCAAACGGUGACAGAGGGAUUAGAAAUCAAAAUUGGAUUUUCUGGAGUUUGGAAAGAGUCAUUGGGAGAAUUGUCUGGCGGUCAAAGAUCGUUGGUUGCUUUAUCUUUGAUAUUAGCUAUGCUUUUAUUUAAGCCAGCUCCACUUUACAUUUUAGACGAAGUAGACGCAGCUUUAGAUCUUUCUCAUACAGAAAAUAUAGGUACAAUGUUGAAGAGACACUUUAAACAUUCACAGUUUAUUGUUGUAUCGUUAAAAGAUGGUAUGUUCAAUAACGCUAAUGUAUUAUUUACAACCAGAUUCAUUGAUGGGAUGUCGACGGUUACUAGAACAGAGAAAUCUAGAUCAAAGUAAUGAUAUUAAAGAAUGGUGCAACAUACAUACAUACA
Vespula pensylvanica (western yellowjacket) is the source of this 3657-nucleotide messenger RNA. It is a transcript of the gene SMC2, whose product is annotated as structural maintenance of chromosomes protein 2. The coding region runs from base 89 to 3622 and encodes 1177 amino acids. Gene Ontology annotation, molecular function: ATP binding; protein binding; ATP hydrolysis activity. The transcript is spliced from 8 exons. Gene Ontology annotation, biological process: chromosome organization. The record is from RefSeq and is a predicted model, not a curated record. Gene Ontology annotation, cellular component: chromosome. NCBI's taxonomy places the organism in Eukaryota, Metazoa, Arthropoda, Insecta, Hymenoptera, Vespidae.